AUGCCCACUUUACAGAUAGAGAAAGUGACGCAUGGUGAGCUAAGAUAUUCUUUUCUCCUUUCAAUUAGCACUUAUAAUAAGAUGUGGGCAGAAGCCCAAGAAGCCCUCAACGGUCUGCUGCAGAGGGAGAUAGAAGAUAAGUCCCUAAAGCCACAGAAGGAUCGCAUAACAGUGUUCCAGACUUUAGCCACCUUCUACAUCAAAUAUGUGCAAAUUUUCUGUAACUUGGAGACUGUCUACGACCAGAUCGUUCACCCACAAAAACGGUUAGUGAUUCGGCAAGUGCUGGAGGGAGUGAUGGGCCGUAUCCUGGAGCUGAAGAAUGAAAUGGUGGAGCUGGAGAACUCAGAGUUUCAUUACUUUGAUGAUAUCCUGCAAGAUCUUAAGCUGUCCCCUGAACACAUAGAAAUCCCUAUCCCAAGGUAUUUUAUUAGGGAGAAGCUGAAGGUGCUGAGAGAGAGGGAGAAAAUUCUUGCUCAGAUUUUAAUUAAUUCUGGAUUGCAAGACAUCAAACCGAAGAAAUACAUAAAGCCCUUGCCUCUCGAAGAAGUCAUUAGAGUAAUCCAGAUUUCGGAGAGGGCUCGGCAGGGUCGCCUAAGGGCUACAUUCAUGAAGCAAAUCUACCUGGAAGAAAAGAGAGAAAGACAAGCCAGACUUCAGGGAGUAAAAGGUCCGAAUUUGGAUGCUGCCGCACUUCGUAUUCAAAAGGUUUGGCGUGGAUUUACCCAGUGGAAGAAAACAGUGAAAAUGAGAGAAGAGGAAAUGAUAUUUCUGGGGAUGAACCCACCUCCUCAGUUCCAGAGGAUAAGUGCUUCAGUAGCACGUGCCCAGAAUGUGGAAACCAAGAGGUGUGAGGUCCAGGGGAGGCAUGAGACUGAAUACGAGAAAGCUCUGGUAUCCAUCAAGACCCAUCUGAGAGAAGUAGAAGGUCCUGACAUCAAGGAAAGUCUUCAGGAUCAGAUCCGCCAGUGGUUCAUUGAGUGCCGGCAUAUUACAGGCAAGUUUCCUGACUACCCUAAUGAAGAGGAGGGAGGUUCAACUGCGAUUUUUUCUCAAAAAACCCCAGACCAGGUUGCUGCCGAGCUGGCUGCUAAAGAAGAAGAAGCAGCUGUAAAGAAAAAAACCAAAGAAAAGGGGAAAAAAGAAAAAGAGAAAAAGAAGAAGAAGAAGAAGAAAGGGAAAGGGAAAGAGAAAAAAGGAAAGACGGAUACUGAAGAAGAGGAGGGCUGGAAAAUGGCUCCUAGUAAUUUCCUCCCUAUAAUGGAGGAAGGAAACAACCAAUACAAAGAUGUUUGGCAGAACAGAGAUGAGCGAUGGAAUUUCCCCCAGGAGUAUGACCCAGAAUUGAUCAAAGAGGAGAAGCGGAAAGAAGUGGAGGAGGAGAUCAGAGUGCAGGUUGAUGAGCUGAUGCGACAGGAACUGAAGAAUCUGAAACUGGCAGUGGACAGAGAGAAGGAGAAAAAACGGAAAAAGGGGAAAAAAGGUGGAAAGAAGAAAAAGAAAAAAGGGAAGAAAAGUGGGAAGAAGAAAAAGGAGAAAGAUUUGACUCCCGACAGGACAAUUGAUUCUCUGUACGAGGAACUAGUAGAAGGAGGAUUACUAAUAAAGCCCAAGACAGUGAAACUCUCUGAUUAUGUUGGCGAGUACAGCUAUCUGGGGACUACGCUUCGUCAGGUAGAUAUAGAGCCAAUGCCCUCUCUCACAGAUGUCAGACAGCUAAUAGCACUGUAUGGAAUAUUGCCAUUAGGUUCUCAAGCAGUACAUGAGAAGGCUCCUUUGGUGAAAGCCCUGUUGCUAGCUGGGCCCACAGGAGUAGGAAAGAAAAUGCUGGUGCAUGCCCUCUGCACAGAAACAGGAGCCAAUCUCUUCAACUUGUCUGCCUCUAACAUUGCUGGGAAAUACCCAGGCAAGAGUGGUCUGCAAAUGAUGCUCCACAUGGUGUUCAAGGUGGCUAAGCAGCUACAGCCUUCAGUCAUCUGGAUUGGAGACGCAGAAAAAACAUUCUACAAAAAAGUGCCAAAGUCUGAAAAAGAGAUGGAACCUAAACGUCUGAAAAAGAAUCUCCCCAAAAUCCUGAAGAGUUUGAAAGCAGAGGACAGAGUCCUGGUUGUGGGGACUACCCAACGUCCCUUUGAUGCCGACCUCCGACCUUUCUGCAGAGUUUACAAAAAAAUCCUUCUGAUUCCCAGGCCAGACUAUGCUUCAAGAUUUGUCUUAUGGAAACACAUCAUCCUACAGAAUGGAGGGGCUGUCACCAAAUCAUUGAACAUAAGUUGCCUAGCAAAGGUUUCCGAUGGUUUCACCCAGGGACACAUCGUUUAUGCAGUGCAAACUGUCCUCAGUGAACGACGCCUCAGGCAGAUGACUAACAAGCCACUGACAGCUGCUGAGUUCCUGAGUUCCCUGGCCAGGCAGGACCCAGUAUACAAAGAGGAAGAAGAAACGUAUAAGAUUUGGUAUGCCAAGACACCUCUGGGGAAAGCACGAGCCAGAGCACUGAUGGAAGGUGAGGAAGUAGGAAAAGGAAAAGGAAAAGGAAAGGAUAAAGGGAAAAAGAAGGGAGGAAAGAAAGGGAAAAAGAAGAAAAAGUAA
Molecule: messenger RNA, 2592 nt
Organism: Terrapene triunguis (Three-toed box turtle)
Lineage: Eukaryota; Metazoa; Chordata; Testudines; Emydidae
Product: dynein regulatory complex protein 11
Exons: 19
Coding region: 1-2592 (863 amino acids)
Molecular function (GO): protein binding; ATP binding; ATP hydrolysis activity
Source: RefSeq, a predicted model, not a curated record